Diatraea saccharalis (sugarcane borer) is the source of this 987-nucleotide messenger RNA. The record is from the annotation of a GenBank genome assembly. NCBI's taxonomy places the organism in Eukaryota, Metazoa, Arthropoda, Insecta, Lepidoptera, Crambidae.
CCGACCAAGACUGCCAUACGGUUGGAGCUCCAACUACCUACCGUGUGAAUGGCAUUUUACAAAAAUUUGAACGCAGCCAAUAUUUGCCAAGUGGCACUCCUGUUCCUGUCGAGAAAUUCUGACUUACGUCAGUGUGGGUGUUUCGUUCGGCGGCCAUUAUUCUACGCUCUACGUAUAAUUAUUACUUUUUUUUUGCUGUUUAGUGCUUUACGAAACAAAGAAUUUCAUUAUUUUCGGAUUAUUCCCGUAAAUAAAUAGUUUUGGAUCUAAUAAAUUUAUAGUACAAAAUGAAUCCAGAGUAUGACUAUUUGUUUAAACUACUGCUGAUUGGUGAUUCUGGUGUGGGCAAGUCUUGUUUAUUGCUCAGAUUUGCAGAUGACACUUACACAGAAAGUUACAUCAGUACUAUUGGUGUUGACUUCAAAAUUAGGACUGUAGAAUUAGAUGGCAAGACAAUAAAGUUACAGAUUUGGGACACAGCGGGCCAAGAAAGGUUUAGAACCAUCACAUCCUCAUACUACAGGGGGGCACAUGGAAUUAUUAUUGUUUAUGAUUGCACAGAUCAGGACUCCUUCAGCAACGUAAAGCAAUGGCUCGAGGAGAUUGAUCGCUAUGCAUGUGACAAUGUCAACAAGCUGCUGGUCGGCAACAAAUGCGACCUGACAACCAAGAAGGUUGUAGACUACACCACAGCCAAUCAAUAUGCCGAACAACUUGGUAUUCCAUUCCUGGAGACGUCGGCGAAAAACUCGACGAAUGUGGAACAGGCAUUCAUGACGAUGGCAGCAGAGAUUAAGGCACGCGUGGGUCCACCCACAGGCGGUGCCGCGCCCGCUGGCGCCUCCGUAAAGAUCGACCAGGGCCGCCCUAUCGACACUGGCAAAUCCUCCUGCUGCUGAACAAGUCGUCGAUGGUGAGUUUACUGUGAAUACAUGUGGUGUGAAAAUAAACAUACUGCAAAAAAUACUAGUGUCAUGAUAAAGUUAA